ACCAUCACAUAUUAACACAUGACCCUGGCCCUCAAUCUCAAAUCUCAAAAGCUCAUGUCAUCCAUAUGAAUAAAGAACAUGCUAAUCCUAUUCAUAGCAGCCGAAUUUUAUCUAAUUUUUUAACCGAAAAGGUGUUCUCUAUCUAUAUAUACCAUUGCAUUAUUAUUUGCUCAUUACAUUUUGCAUUGCCACUUCAAGUGUCAACUCUUUUUCUUGCUACAAAUAUUUAUCCCCGUUUCUUGAAAUCACCGAUCUGAAUUUCUGGUUUUGUUGUACAUCAAGCGGAGAGAGACCCUUUUGUUCAUAUCAAGUUCUGGGAUAAUUAUUUAGUGUUGAGGAUUGAAGUAUAAUGGAGGGCUUUGGAGGAAAAUGGAGAAUUUUGAGAUCACUAGUUGUGAUUAUAUGGAGCUUUGGUUUAGCUGCAGUGUUUGUUUCUGCAGAAAGAGGCUUGAAAAAAGAGGGUUUGAAUCAUAAUGCAGCUGAUGAAUCUGAAACAAAUUAUCUUCUCAAGGUUGCAAAUUUCCUGUGGCAAUCCAAUGAAUCAGGGUACCAACAUGUUUGGCCGGAUCUGGAAUUCAAUUGGCAAAUUGUUGUUGCUACCAUUAUUGGAUUUUGUGGAGCAGCUUUUGGUAGUGUAGGCGGUGUAGGUGGUGGCGGCAUAUUUGUUCCCAUGCUCACCUUAGUUAUUGGAUUUGAUCCAAAAUCAGCGACUGCAAUUUCAAAGUGUAUGAUCAUGGGUGCAGCAGUCUCGACAGUUUAUUAUAACCUUAAGCUACGUCAUCCCACACUAGAUAUGCCGAUCAUCGACUAUGACUUGGCAGUGCUCAUCCAACCUAUGCUUAUGCUGGGUAUUAGCAUUGGAGUUGCUUUCAAUGUGCUUUUCGCUGAUUGGAUGGUCACAGUUCUGCUAAUUGUUCUCUUCUUGGGUACAUCAACGAAGGCCUUUUUAAGAGGUGUUGAUACUUGGAAAGGAGAAACCAUUUUGAAGAAGGAGGCUGCAAACCGACGGGAGGACAAUGGAAAUGGAGGUGACGAGGCAGACUACAAGCUUCUUCCUGGUGGACCCGACAAAAAAACUGAAAAUGGGACAAAUAGCUCUUUAAGAGAAGAAGUGUCUCUUCUUGAGAAUGUGUGCUGGAAAGAGUUUGGCCUUCUUUGUUUUGUUUGGGUAGCAUUUCUUGCAGUGCAGAUUACUAAGAACUAUACAGCUAAUUGUUCGACAGCAUACUGGGUGCUGAACCUGUUGCAGGUUCCAAUUGCUGUUGGGGUAUCUUUGUAUGAAGCAGUUAGCCUGUACACUGGAAGAAGAAGAAUUGCAUCCAAGGGAGAAUCAGGAACCAAUUUUACAGUUGGGCAGCUGCUUGUUUAUUGCUUCUUUGGUGUACUGGCUGGUGUAGUUGGGGGGUUACUUGGUCUUGGCGGAGGAUUUAUAAUGGGCCCACUAUUUUUGGAGUUGGGAGUCCCUCCACAGGUCUCGAGUGCCACAGCUACUUUUGCGAUGAUGUUCUCCUCUUCAAUGUCUGUUGUGGAGUAUUACCUUCUAAAGCGUUUUCCUGUUCCUUAUGCUCUCUACUUGGUUUUUGUGGCAACUAUUGCUGCUUUUGUUGGACAACACGUUGUAAGAAGAGUAAUUAACAUACUUGGAAGGGCCUCUAUAAUCAUCUUUAUUCUGGCCUCUACUAUCUUCAUCAGUGCAAUCUCAUUAGGCGGAGUUGGAAUAGUAAACAUGAUUGGGAAGAUUCAGAGGCAUGAAUAUAUGGGUUUCGAGAAUCUCUGCAAGUACGGAGCUUGAAGUACCUCGUAAAGUUGCUAAAUUGCACACUAGAUCCUAGAGGCACUCAAGAUUGUAGCACUGCUCAGACUUGUGGGAUAAAUGAUGACCAUUGUUACCAUUAGCCCCACUGCAAUAUACAUUGAACUUUUGUUUUUUUUUUUAAAAUCAUUUUCUUUGUCAAAUAUGAUAUUUAAUCUUUUCCAUAUGUUGUAUUUCAUCCUUCUAAAAUUAAGGGGUUACAAGAAAUUAGUGUCUUCUUGAAUGAUGUCUGUUUGGAGGCUAAGAAAAGAUAUUCCCUUGAGUA
Molecule: messenger RNA, 2078 nt
Organism: Daucus carota subsp. sativus
Lineage: Eukaryota; Viridiplantae; Streptophyta; Magnoliopsida; Apiales; Apiaceae
Product: sulfite exporter TauE/SafE family protein 3
Exons: 13
Coding region: 350-1792 (480 amino acids)
Biological process (GO): protein ubiquitination
Cellular component (GO): Cul4A-RING E3 ubiquitin ligase complex; membrane
Source: RefSeq, a predicted model, not a curated record